Molecule: messenger RNA, 423 nt
Organism: Ruditapes philippinarum (Manila clam)
Lineage: Eukaryota; Metazoa; Mollusca; Bivalvia; Venerida; Veneridae
Product: queuine tRNA-ribosyltransferase accessory subunit 2-like
Exons: 4
Coding region: 16-417 (133 amino acids)
Molecular function (GO): pentosyltransferase activity
Source: RefSeq, a predicted model, not a curated record
ACUGUACUUAAAGCUAUGGGGCUUGGCAUUGACAUGUUUGACUCAUCAUAUCCUUAUAUGGUGACGGAGAGGGGACAUGCUCUUGUGUUCAAGUAUGAUUACAAAUAUAACCCAGAGGAACAGGACUGUAGCAUGCCAACCAGUCUGUCAAUAAAUAUCAAUGAUCAAACAUAUGUGGAGGACUUCUCUCCCCUGUUGGCAGACUGUAAAUGCUAUGCAUGUGAAAAUUUUACCAAGGCUUACAUAAAUCAUUUACUAAAUACAUCUGAACUUCUGGCAUCAACAUUAUUAAUGAUACAUAAUUUUCACCACUAUUUUCAAUUCUUCAAGACAAUAAGAGAAGCUCUGGCAGAGAACAGAUUUCAAGACUUGCAAAUAUUGAUUGAAAAACAGACUCCAAUAAAGGAAACAUCUUAAAAUAUA